AUGGCCGAACAACCACAUAACAAGAAGAAACCAAGUAUGAAGCCGACUCCGAAUGUCGGAAACACCAGGAUAAGAUGGUGGAGAUCCCCUAGCCAACAACCGCCAGCCCUGAAGCGCUCUGCAGAAGAGGAUGUAGAUGAUAGCGACGAGGGGCCGUUUGUUUGGACCCGCGCCGAGCGGGAAAGGCGAAAAGCCAAAGAAAAGAUUCGCAAAUUGAACUCCCCAGAGGGCAUUCCUAAAAAGGGCUCCAAGUCAGCGAGGCGGGGAGUAUCGCCAGUAAAUCUCGGCGAUAUCCUGGCUUUUUUGGCAGAGAAUGAACCAAACCCCGCCAACAGACCGCCCUCCAGCACACCAUUCUCCAACAACCCGGCCUCCAACAAAUCGUCUCCGAACGUCUCGAUUUCACAAGCAUCGAGGAUGACCGGUCGAAAAAGGCUACGAGGAGAGGUUCCGGGUUUGGUUGAGGAUACCCGGAGCUCAAAAAAGUACAAGCCAUCGAAGAGUAAAGAGUAUGAAAUUGCGAAGCCGAAGCGGUUAACUUAUGACUCCCUGUCUGAGGAGGACAUGCCAGAUGAGUGGUUUCGUAAGAGAUUCGAUAGGCUCUAUAAGCGUACCCUCGAGGUCGUCGAGGAGCACUUCAUAGUCCCAAGUUUUGAGGAAACGGAGCUAAGGGAUGUGAAAGUUGGUCCUGAGUUCAUCUUCUGGGCAGAGAAAGUUGCCGAGGCGGAUCCUAACAGCGGGGGUUGGCAGAAACUUUUUCAAAACCCAACGCAGAGGAAAUACUUGAUUGCUGCAAUCUUGGUGUUGAUUUUCAAGAUAAAGAUAUUUGAUGUGUACUUGUGGGGCUCGAGUGAUCCCCAGCAUCAGUUGUUGCAUAAUAUUGACAGAUCGUUUUUCACUCAUGACGGGUUCUUCCGCACAGCUAUGCGUUCAGACGCCGUCCGCAAUAUCGUUGGGGGAGGCCCAGUAACAGUUGGGUUCUACGAGGAGGUAGCGAAGCUCACGGCGCAGACCUUCGCCCUGCUAAAACCCCUAACCAACCACCUUCACCCACCAAGGGAAGUGGAUAUCACACUUAUCGAAGCCCAAUUUCAAGCCAUCCAUGAUCUUAUCUCCGACACAGCCUAUCUCUCAAUCCGCAUCCGCAUGUCCCCCACAAUUUUCUUUUGGGUCAAUGCCACUCCCGGGACACGGUACAAUCAAGACGACCACGUUAAUGUCGACAUGGGCUCCUGGAGAGAUAGCAAGCAAGCAGUAAGGGUCGACUAUGAAAAUCGCCAGCGCACCCACGUCGCCCAGAAAAACGCCGCUCGAAAAGAAUAUCAAGAACGCCAAAGCGAAGCAGCGCGAGAGCGACUCGUCCAGAUUGAAAAACAGGAACCUUUAGACCCAUCAUUCGACCACGUAGCCAUGGUCAAGAUAGGAGUCUGGCCCUCGAUCAGGAGAUUCAAGCCGGGCACCGAGGCUGAUGACCAGAAAGCCCUCAGGACGAAAGUCCCGCUGGGAGGGAUGCGCGGAUCUAGGGAGCAUGAGAUUUGCAAGGCGUCUAUUGUGUGUUAUUAUGGGAAGUCGACGGAAACAAAUAGUGGGCGGGAGGGGUUGGACGCGUUUAUCAAGAGGAAGUGGGGGGCCAAGGGACUGCUGAAGUUGAAUGUGCGUCAUGAGUUGCAGGAGGUGAUUGCGACGGCGGCAGCUGCGAUGGUAGGCGGGGCUUUGUACACUCUGAGCCAAAGGAAGUGGUAG
This is a messenger RNA of Venustampulla echinocandica, 1743 nucleotides long. RefSeq lists its product as uncharacterized. The coding region runs from base 1 to 1743 and encodes 580 amino acids. The transcript is spliced from 3 exons. The record is from RefSeq and is a predicted model, not a curated record. Lineage: Eukaryota; Fungi; Ascomycota; Leotiomycetes; Helotiales; Pleuroascaceae.